This is a messenger RNA of Vanderwaltozyma polyspora DSM 70294, 537 nucleotides long. RefSeq names its product acid phosphatase DET1 (gene DET1). The record is from RefSeq and is a predicted model, not a curated record. The annotation marks the transcript as partial. Gene Ontology annotation, molecular function: phosphatase activity. NCBI's taxonomy places the organism in Eukaryota, Fungi, Ascomycota, Saccharomycetes, Saccharomycetales, Saccharomycetaceae. The transcript has a single exon.
GCCCUGUAUAAAAAAAAAUCAGCCACUUGGCGUCAAAAGCUUCCAACAGGUAUUCAUGAUUCAAACGCCGGUUGUAAUAACUUUCUACCAGAACAAAAAAAUAAUCUAAUAAAGAAUGAAAAAAGUUAUAUUUGUUACAGGGUCAAAGAUGAUCCAAGAAUCAGAGAACAAGACUUUGGUAAUUUCCAAGAGGUUCGUAGUAUGCAAGAUGUAAUGGAAAAAAGACAAACGUAUGGCCAUUUUUUUUUCAGAUUCCCUCAAGGUGAAAGUGCUGCUGACGUCUAUGAUAGAGUAGCAAGUUUCCAAGAAACCUUAUUUAGAUAUUUUGAAAGAGAUAUUAAAAGAAAACCUAGAGAUGUCGUUGUACUAGUUACACAUGGUAUAUACAGUAGAGUUUUUCUAAUGAAGUGGUUCCGUUGGACUUAUGAGGAAUUUGAGUCCUUUGUCAACGUUCCCAAUGGUAGCAUGAUAGUGAUGGAGCUGGAUGAAUCAAUCGACAGAUACGUUUUGAAGACGGAACUUCCAAGGUGGUGUUAA